GUGGCAGUGUUCGCGAACAAAAUACCUUCAAAUAAACUGAUAACAGAAGAAGACGAGCUGCGCGUUUCUCUCAGUGACCGAGUUCAUCACUUCUAUGUGGAUGUAUUUGUUUUAUAGUAAAUAUAUGUUUCAUCUGAUCGAGUUUAAAAUAAAAGCUCAUUAUAGUGUGUGUGUGUCGGUCCACACGUUCUGCUUUAAAGCCUGAGGUAAAGGUUAGCCGAGUGUGUAACACUGCUGUUCCACCCCUCCUAGCCACCAGGGGCUAGUGUGUAAAACUUCACGCAGUGGCGGAUAAUGAAGCGUGAAUACAUCGUCAUACAACAUCCAUUCCCUUUAACCUUCUGACCAGUGAGCAUAUUUUACUACAUGAACACGAUUCGUAAGGAUGUGAAGACAGAAUCUUGUACAGCUUUGAUUGGAGAGACAGCAGAUGUCAAAAGAUUCCAGAAGAGGGCUCUAGAAGAGCAAGAACCUAACCAUGAAGAUUAUCUUUACUGUGAGGAAUGCAGGUCUUUCUUCUUCAAAAAAUGUGAGGUUCAUGGUCCAGCUCUUUUCAUCUCCGAUACGCCUGUUCCCAUGGGGGUAGCUGACCGAGCCAGACGAACCCUUCCACCUGCUUUGGAGAUUCAGAAGUCUGGGAUUCCUGAUGCAGGCCUGGGUGUGUUUAAUAAAGGAGAGCCUGUUCCUGUUGGUGUGCAUUUCGGGCCGUAUCAGGGAGACAUUGUGAAGAAAGAGGAUGCUAUGAACAGUGGCUACUCUUGGGUGAUAUACAAGGGAAGGCAGUGUGAGGAGUACAUAGACGCCAAGAGACAAAUGAAUGCUAACUGGAUGCGUUAUGUAAAUUGCGCUCGCAGUGACGAAGAGAAGAAUCUUGUUGCUUUCCAGUACCAAGGAGGGAUUUUCUACCGGUGCUGUCGACCCAUCAAACCAGGAAGGGAGCUCUUGGUGUGGUACGAAGAGGAUUACGCCAAAGACCUCGGCCUUACAUUCGACUUCCUUUGGAACAUAAAGCGUUCCCCAAAUGGAAUGAACAGUGCCCUGUUGCAAGUCUUCACCUGCUCCUUGUGCACACUAUCCUAUGAAUCUCUAAUUUACCUCCACAAACACAUCAGGAGAUGCCACUGUGAGGAAUAUCUAACACUGACAGAACAAGGAGAAAAUAAACAUGAGAAUCUGAUUCCCAGCAGUGAGCAAACAUCCCGCGGUACUGUCGCUGCAGAGACCUCUAGACACAAACAGAAGAGAAAACAUCACCUUUGUAAAGACUGUGGGAUGAGUUUUAAUGAUGGAAGUAAUCUCAGAAAGCACCAGCGCAUCCACACCGGAGAGAAACCUUAUCACUGCUCACAGUGCGGGAAGAGUUUCCGUCAUCACAGCACUCUCCAGCGACACCGGCGCGUCCACACGGGAGAGAAGCCGCAUCGCUGCUCGCAGUGCGGGAAGAGCUUCUCGCAAAUGGGUCAUCUCCAGCGACACCAGCGCAUCCACACCGGAGAGAAACCCUACUCCUGUCCACAGUGUGGGAAGAGUUUCACUUACAGAGAUAACCUCAAAAUGCACCAACGCAUUCACACAAGAGAGAAUGUAUAUCACUGCUCACAGUGCGGGAAGAUUUUCAAUCACCAGAGUAAUCUCCAACAACACCAGCGCGUUCACACCGGAGAGAAACCCUUUCAGUGUUCGGAGUGUGGGAAGAGCUUUCGGCACCAGAGUCAUUUCCAAACACACCAGCGCAGUCACAGAGGAGACAGGCCUUAUAAGUGUGUACAGUGCGGGAAGAGUUUUGCUCAGCACGGUUAUCUCCGACAGCACCAUCGCAUUCACACGAGGGAGAAGCCAUACACCUGCUCUGUGUGUGGAGUGAGUUUUACACAACAGGGUCACCUCCGAACACACCUGCGGAUUCACACAGGUGACAAACCGUAUCGCUGUUCGCUGUGUAGGAAGAGUUUUACUCGCCAGAGUUCUCUUCAGCAGCACCAACAUGUUCACACCGGAGAGAAGCCUUACAGCUGCUCACACUGUGGGAAGAGUUUUACUCGGCAUAGCACUCUACAAUACCACCAGCGUGUCCAUACAGGAGACAAGCCGUAUCACCAGGUUUAAGAAAACACUACUUACUGAAGACAAAGACCAUGUUCGGUACCAGAGUUGACAAUGAAGAACAAGAAAGCACCAUUCUUGAAUGCGUUGAACCUAGAACAAUGGGGGAAAGUUCACUUGGUCGGUCAAAUCCAGAUUCUUUAAUGAAUAAUACUUGUGGAGGAAUCAGAUUUUGGUGCAAGGAACAUCGUUCUAUAGUGUGAUGGUGUGGGGAGUGUUCUCCUGGCACACAUUAUGCAUCCUGACCAGAAAUGCCCAUAAGGACAUGGUUGCUGACCAAGUUCUUUCAGAUGAUGUCAGCAUGGUUCCAGGAAGAUGUUUUUACUAUCACUUUAGAGGCUUGCGCAGACUCAACUGAGUCAUGCCACAUGGUACGACAUAUCCAGAGAUGUCUUUAAACAGCAUAUCCAACAACUUGCAAAAUGCAUGUCCACGUGAAUUAAUGGUCUUUUGAAAGCCAAAGGAGGUAGAGUACAGCAUGCUACUAGAUACAGGUAGGUGUACAGAAUUACCUGACAACAAUGCCAUUGUAGAAAAGAAAAAAAACACUGUAAUGCCGUCAAGUCAAACUUCAUCAUUCCUUCUCAUCCCAGCCAUUUGUUGAGUGAGAAACAAAAUAUAAUGACUUGUUCCACUGAGAUUCCAGAACCUUUUCAAGAACCUUUUAGAACUGUCUUGAAAGAUAGUGAUAUGUGCAGUAAUUUUAGGACGGCAAGUGUACAGGAACAAAGACAAAGACCAUAAGAAGAAGCAAAUCGACAGAAAGUGUCAUCUGUAUAAGUUCUUCAGAUAACCUGCAGGAAGACACUCCAUACAUGUGGAGGCUUUGGUUCAGAUGUUCUGGAACCUACUUGAUUACAACUAUGUUGUCCUUACUCCAGUUGUGCUUUGAGUAGCUGGUCACAGCUCACGGUAAGGCCUCGAUUCCAGCAACCUACUAUUCCUCCUAGUAGAAAAACUGCUCCAUAACUGGACUUCUCCCAGGCGGAGUGAACAGUCCCAGUAAUACCAAUAAAAUUCUGAUACAGGAACAGACUGGGUCAUCCUCACUCUACACUGCAUUACAUCCCUGUCUGAAGUGGCUCGGUUUCCCGAGCCGAUGCACAUAGGAAUGCUCCAUGAUGCGUCUCUAGAGGCAGUUGAAGAGGGUUAGAGGUGUAUGUAGAGGUGAUUUUGUGAACUCCCGAGGUUUCUACCAGGUACAGAGCGGUGUCCUUUUGAAGUCAUUGUUGUACUCAAAUUGAUUGCUGCUGCGUCUGGGUUUCUUCCUCAUGUUGUCUCAGGGAGGUUUACCUCACCACUGUCUUGUCUGGCUUGUCCAUUAGAGAAGCCAGGUUUAUGACAAUAUCUCAUGUUUAAAGCACAAUACAAAUAAAAAUGAAUUGAACUGAAGAGCGUGUUCAGGACACAUCCCUGAUUGACUCCCUGAGGUGUUUAGAGGGAUGGAAUAGGAUGUCCACAUGUGGCAUGGUGCUCAGAUCGUCUAGAACUGGUUGCCUUUUCUGGAGUGUUCAAUUCUGAACUGAAUUUGUUAAACAGAAUUCUAUCAAGAGUAUCCUUGUUCUUUAAAUGUGACGUGGUCAGGUGGAUUGUAAAGGUUAUGGAGCACUUUGGUCUAUAGUUGAACAGCUGGAGGUUUGAGGUAGCUGCACUCGAGGCCCUAAUGUGUGGCAUUACCGGCUACGCCGAAUGCUUCAAGUGGAGUAAGUGCAACAAGAGACUUUUUUUUUAAAGUAAAUAAGGACAGUCAUCUUGUGCCAAUGGGACUUUGAAGAUGUCUAUAAAAGAUAAUUAAUUGAUGGGUUGAACACACACCUUGAGCACAUGUCCAGCAGGAUUCUCACCACCAAUUACAGACAGCAGCUGGUCACGAGAGGGAAGUUCUCAUAGCUGCCUGAGUUUUAGAUUCCUCAUAUUGGACUUGGAACAUCUGGAAGAGGGGCUUUGUUGGUGCAAGCAAAGUGAUUCCUCACGGAUUUUCAUAGAUGUACGACGUAAAUCCACCAUCAAGCUUCAAACUGACCAAUGAAAUGAGGUUGGGUCCAAGCAAUACAUCAUGGGUGAUGAACUGGAGCACUACUACGUCUGACAAAAUGACCUUUAUUAUUUCAUUUAAAGUAUUUCGUUCAGUCUGUUGUAUUUGAAUCAUGUCAGAUAAUCAAUAUAAAUAUUGUAUUGUACAAAUACCGAUAUUCACUAUAGACACAUUUUUAAUCAUUACAGAUGGCCUGUAUAUUUAUUGUAUUUUAUGAAUCUCAGCACAAGACUUGUUCAAGUGUUCCAAAACCCUGUGCAUGUCACUCACAAUGCUGAAAUAAAAUAUUAAAGAAGA
Ictalurus punctatus (channel catfish) is the source of this 4435-nucleotide messenger RNA. Its product is annotated as zinc finger protein OZF. Gene Ontology annotation, cellular component: nucleus. The transcript has 7 exons. Bases 367 to 2106 code for a protein of 579 amino acids. The record is from RefSeq and is a predicted model, not a curated record. NCBI's taxonomy places the organism in Eukaryota, Metazoa, Chordata, Actinopteri, Siluriformes, Ictaluridae. Gene Ontology annotation, molecular function: protein binding; histone methyltransferase activity.